Molecule: messenger RNA, 1269 nt
Organism: Penicillium subrubescens
Lineage: Eukaryota; Fungi; Ascomycota; Eurotiomycetes; Eurotiales; Aspergillaceae
Product: FAD-dependent oxidoreductase
Exons: 2
Coding region: 1-1269 (422 amino acids)
Molecular function (GO): monooxygenase activity; FAD binding
Source: RefSeq, a predicted model, not a curated record
AUGUCUCCAAGUCGAAAGGCAAUCAUUAUCGGCGCCGGUCCUGCAGGCCUUGCAGCUGCUUUGCGUCUGCACCAGCAAACAAACAUCCAAGUCACAAUUUACGAGUUACGUGCAGAGCCCACCACUCUGGGUGGAGCUGUUGGCAUCCUGCCCAACGGCCUUCGUCUCCUGCACCGUCUAGGCGUCUACCAGAAAAUCGCAACUCGCGGCUUCACCAGCUCGAACUUGACCUUGCAUUCUAUGCAGGGGCAUAUUGUUUUUCAACAAGACUUUGUCGGCUGGGCACGAGAGAGAACUGGUUUUGGGUACAUGCGCAUCAAACGCACGGAUCUGGUGAAUGUCUUGCUUGAGGCGGUGCAGGAAGCUAAGAUCCCGAUACGAUUCAACAAGCGGCUGACGACGAUCGAGGAGAGCGAUACGGGUGUGCAGGUCACGUUCGAGGAUGGAUCAAGUGAUACUGCCGACAUGUUGUUUGGGUGUGAUGGCAUCCACUCGUUCGUGCGACGUACCUACGUCGACCCCAUGAAGACCCUGGAGUACUCGGGCAUGUCGGGUCUUGGAUCUAUCAUUCCCACCAGCGUGCUAUCACCCACGACGACCGCUCAGAUUACUGGCCUGGAUACCACGUUGACAGAAGAUGGCAUGCUUGCUGUGAACCCGUGUACAGCUGGGAAAGACGAAAUGUUUUGUUUCUUCUCAAAGGAGGUCACGCUCCCGGAAUCGGGGGAUAGUCGUGACGGCUGGGAAGUACACAGGAAGGAAGAAGUCGAUGGUUUUAAGUCUACUAUGUUGGAGAGUCUUGAGAGUGCACAGGGUGAAUGGGGAGCCGCUCUGAGGGAGGUUCUCAACAAUAUGUCCUCCGUCAACUUCUACCCAGUCUACAGAUUGCCUCCCGGUGGAGUCUGGUCCAAGGGCCGGUGUCUUCUUGUCGGCGAUGCUGCUCAUGCAAUGUCCCCACAUGCUGGACAAGGUGUUUCGAUGGCCCUUGAGGACGUCUUCUUGCUAUCACGCUUGCUGGAGGACCCCAAACAACCGCUUGAUAAGGUCUUUGAUAUCUAUGAUAGGAUUCGCCGACCUCGCAUCAAUGAGAUUUUCAAAUUGGCUGCACAGAACGCUGGAGUGCGAAGGAAGACUGGUCCUUGGGGUUUGUGGCUCAAGGAAGUUCAAUUUUCAAUGGCGAUGAUUCUUUCGUCGGUCUUUGGUGCGGAUAAGAGAGAAUUGCGACAGGGCCAUCUGGUGUACGAUAUUGAUGAAGUGGGCUUGGUCUAG